GCUCGCGCCCUGCCUGUCCCGCGCGCGCGCCCUCGCGGCCUUCUCUUGGUCUUUUCCUUCCCCCCCCCAUAACUCGGUGCAGAGGUAGCGGUGUAAGUGGCCGGAGUCGCGCGGACGGAGGCCGCCGUUCCCCCUGCGUAGAACCCACCGAGUCUUCUUCCUGGUGCCUUCCCAUCUUCCACUUCUUCACACACACGCACGCGGGCGCGCGCAACUCUCACGUAAGCGAUGCCCUCGGCCACCAGCAGCGCGAUGGCGAGUAGCGGCAGUAAAGCGGCCAACGAGGCAAUGGUAGCGGCGGCUUCUUCUCAGGCAGCGGUUUCGGGCGGCACAACGAGUUCGGUGCAGACGGAGGCCAUGAAGCAGAUUUUGGGUGUCAUCGAUAAGAAGCUGCGUAAUUUGGAGAAGAAAAAGGUACGGAGGCUGGGUCUGUCUCUCUUUCUCCCCCUCUUCCCCUCCCCCCUUUUCCCGGGAGUUGUGAGGGUGGGAAUUAACGUUGACUGGAGCGAGUGGCGAGUUAUAAAGUUUGAAACACCUACAGUGGUGAAAGAUGCUGUGUCAAAGCACCAGGAAGUCAGUAAUAAUCUGGAAUUUGCCAAGGAACUGCAGAGGUGCUUCAUGGCUCUAAGUCAAGAUAUUCAAAAAACAAUAAAGAAGACAGCUCGACGGGAACAGUUAAUGAGAGAAGAAGCUGAACAAAAACGUUUAAAGACAGUACUUGAAUUGCAGUAUAUUUUGGACAAGUUGGGUGAUGAUGAAGUGCGCAAUGACCUAAAACAAGGAACAAAUGGGAUAUCUAUAUUAACAGAAGCAGAACUAUCCAUACUUGAUGAGUUUUACAAGCUGGUUGAACCUGAACGUGACAUGAACAUAAGGUUGAAUGAACAAUAUGAACAGGCAUCCAUUCAUUUGUGGGAUCUAUUGGAGGGGAAGGAAAAAUCUAUAUGCGGAACAACAUAUAAAGCCCUAAAAGAAAUUGUUGAACGCGUUCUUCAAACAAGUUAUUUUGACAGUACUCACAAUCAUCAAAAUGGACUUUGUGAAGAAGAGGAGACAGCAUCUGCACCUGCAGUUGAAGAUUCUGUGACAGAAGCUGAGCCAGAACCAACAGAAGAAUACACUGAACCAAGUGAAGUUGAAUCAACAGAGUAUGUAAACAGACAGUUCAUGGCAGAGGCUCAGUUCAGCAAUAAUGAAAAGGAACAAGUAGAUGAGUGGACAGUUGAAACUGUUGAGGUGGUAAAUUCACUCCAGCAACCACAGGCUACAUCUCCUCCAGUUCCAGAUGCCCAUACGCUUACAACUGUAGCUCAGGCAGACCCACUUAUUAGAAGACAACGGGUGCAGGAUCUUAUGGCACAAAUGCAAGGCCCAUAUAACUUUAUGCAGGACUCUAUGCUGGAAUUUGAGAACCAAGCACUUGACCCUGCUAUUGUUUCAGCUCAGCCUAUGAAUCCACAAACUUUGCAGAUACCACAGAUGGUUUGCCCUCCAGUUCAUGCUGAAUCUAGACUUGCACAAACAACCCAGGUUCCUGUACAACCUGAAGCUACACAGGUCCCCUUGGUUUCUUCCACAAGUGAGGGAUAUACAGCAUCCCAGCCCACGUAUCAGCCUUCUCAUUCAACAGAACAGCGACCUCAGAAAGAAUCAAUUGACCAGAUUCAGGCUUCAAUAACCUUAAGUACAGAUCAGACACCAACAUCAUCGCCAAUUCCAGCUGCAUCCCAGCCUCAGGUAUUUCAGGCUGCCUCUAGCAAACCCUUGCAUAGCAGCGGAAUCAAUGUUAAUGCAGCUCCAUUCCAGUCCAUGCAGACGGUAUUUAACAUGAAUGCACCUGUUCCUCCUGUCAAUGAGCCAGAAACUCUAAAGCAACAAAAUCAGUACCAGACCGGCUACAGCCAGACAUUCUCCAAUCAGCCUCAUCCAGUAGAACAAUCAGAACUUCAGCAAGAACAGCAGCUUCAGACAGUGGUUGGCACUUUCCAUGGUUCCCCGGACCAGUCCCAUCAAGUGGCAGGUAACCACCAGCAGCCUCCACAACAGAAUACUGGGUUCCCACGUAACGGUCAGCCUUAUUAUAACAGCCGGGGAGUGUCUCGUGGUGGAUCACGCGGCACUCGAGGCUUAAUGAAUGGAUACAGGGGACCAGCCAAUGGGUUUAGAGGAGGAUAUGAUGGCUACCGUCCUUCAUUUGCCAACACUCCAAAUAGUGGUUACACCCAGGCACAGUUUAAUGCUCCACGAGACUAUCCCAACUAUCAGCGAGAUGGAUAUCAACAGAAUUUCAAACGUGGUUCUGGACAAAGUGGCCCUCGGGGAGUCCCCCGAGGUCGUGGAGGGCCCCCAAGACCCAACAGGGGAAUGCCUCAAAUGAAUGCUCAGCAAGUGAAUUAAUCUAAUACUCAAGAUUACUUUUAAAACGCCAAAAACACUGGCCAGUGUACUAUUACAUGUUACCAGAAGAGUUAUCUCUGUUUUCCUUUAUAGGAAGUUCAUAGUAAAGGGAUUAUUUUCAUUGCCCAUAAAGACAAGACUACAGUUGUCAGCUUUAUAUUACCCGGAUAUGGAAAGAAAUGCCGUUUGCGCUGCAUGUUCUGUCCUAAGCGUCACCUUGAGCCUUGCACAUGAGAUCCAGACCCUUGCUUUGAUUUAAAACAAAAAUGGCAGUUACAGAGUAAAGAAAAUAUCUAUAGUUAAUUGAACAGGCAGAAAUAAUCCAACUGACUUCAUUGAUGUCAUAUAAUUCUGCAGCAAAUUUGGAUAAGAAUCUGUAAAUUCAUAAACGUUUUACUCAGACAGUUGAUAUAUUUAAACUUUUACAUUAAAAAGAUGGAAGAAGUGAAGUGUGGCUUAACAGAACAACAAUUACAUUUCAGCUUUUUCUGUUUCAUUGAAGCACCUGAAUAUUUACAUGCAUAAUAAAGAGCCCUGACUAGAUAUUAAACUGGUGAACAGCUUAGGCACACCCUUAGCUACAGCACUUUUUUUUUUAUUAGUCUGACUUGCUGUGGUAAAAGGGAUGCAUUAAUUGUUUUGUGUAUCUGUUGAUAUAAUUGUGUAAACCCAAAUUAAGCUUUGAUUGGCACUUUAAAAUUUUGUGUAAGAAAUAGAAGAUAUAAUCUGGACAGCCACAUGUUUUCAAAUGUGAAGUGUUGAAAGAGAUCUCUCCUGAACACAUUUCCUGGAUAGCAAUGCCGUUUGUAAGGAUUGGUAUUCCUCUAUCAUUCCUUAUAAUUUGCACAUUGUCUGUCAUUAAUACUUAAACUUGCUGUAUUACCACCUUAAUAACUGAUGCUGGUACUGAUGGAAAUUAAUGGGUAUGCAUACUACAUGUCACAUGUCUUUUUCCCCCUACAGCUUAAAGAUUUUGAGAAAUCUCAAAUUCCUGCUGGUGUCCUUUAAAUUUCUCUUUUUUGAAAAGCACCAGAAAAUGUUUUGAUCCAUUUCCCCUUUUAAGGGAAAUUACAGCCAGCAGUUACAGAUCUAAGCGAGAUAAAUAAACAUGUUUAUAUUAAAAAAACCUGUAUUCCUUAACAUAUCUUCAAUGACUGAUGAAAUCUCCACAAGCACAUUCUUUGAACAGUAUUUUUUUUCAUUCUCAACACUUAUAAAGAUGAUUCCCAAUCCAGAUAUUUAUCCAGUAAGGUAUUUAUCCAGUAAGGACGUGCAUUUAUCUGACUUUUUAAAAUAAUCAGGCUCAAUGUUGUCAAUUUGUCUUAUAUGGGGAUUGUAAAAGUUUUGAACAAGCAGAAGGAAAUGAAUCUUUCCAUCUACACAAGAAUUAGUUCAAAGGAUAGUUACAAGAGUCUGCUUCUGUGGACAGCCUACCUGUAAAAAAGUAAUGGUGUUAAUCACAUUGGGAUUAUAGAGAUACUGUUUUUUUUUUAAGGUUAGCAAGUACUGUUCUUUUUGUUUCGUUGGCAACUUUCCCUGAUUCUACAAAUAUGUAGACUCUUCAAUUAUGAUAAUUACUUUAAUUCUUUGAGAAUAUUCUACAUUAUUAUUAUUAUUUGUAGGUACUGUUAAUGAAAAAGAUCUUAAUAGAAAGUAACUUCAAAUAUAGUAUCAGAAGCCAAACAUAAAUUGGAAACCAAACAAGCAGAUUAUGUAUUCUAUGUGAUGCAUUUUUUAAAAUCAAGAUUACCCAAUGUGAUUUAAACAAGCUGCAGUGCAUAUAAAUUUAUCAGUAACUUACAUGUUUACAUAAAAUAAGCAACUCUCUUUCUAGCUUUAGAUUGGGAAAAGAGGCA
Messenger RNA from Notechis scutatus (mainland tiger snake), 4253 nucleotides. Lineage: Eukaryota; Metazoa; Chordata; Lepidosauria; Squamata; Elapidae. The record is from RefSeq and is a predicted model, not a curated record.